AUGGAGCCAGGUGUGAGCCCUCGUGAGCUGCUCGUUUUCAAGAACUGUACUUGGAAUUGCACAUUCGUGUAUGCAGCCAAUCAGCCAGCGGAGACCCCGAGAAAAACCGGGAAAACAAAUAGCUUCUACUUUACUCAUUGUUGCAAUGGCAUGCGCUGCAAUUUAGGGGGACCCACUAAUGUAGAGAGGGACAUAGUAGACGAAAGAGUGAUUGAUGAGCCACUACUAGAAGGGACUGUGCGCUUGACGGCAUCAGCGGCCCUCCUGGUGUUUACCUCCAUCCUAGCCAGCAAUAUACUGAUAAGAGAACAGCUCCUUGGCGGGGUCCGCUAGCCCUCCCUUUCCUCAGAUCAGUUCUGUGCCGUGUCAUCCCCUUGAGACAUCCCCAGUCUCCCAGCUGGCCUGUUUAUGGUUUGCUAUAAG
Octodon degus (degu) is the source of this 423-nucleotide messenger RNA. It is a transcript of the gene Gml, whose product is annotated as glycosylphosphatidylinositol anchored molecule like. Bases 1 to 333 code for a protein of 110 amino acids. The record is from RefSeq and is a predicted model, not a curated record. NCBI's taxonomy places the organism in Eukaryota, Metazoa, Chordata, Mammalia, Rodentia, Octodontidae. The transcript is spliced from 3 exons.